Molecule: messenger RNA, 1176 nt
Organism: Amphimedon queenslandica
Lineage: Eukaryota; Metazoa; Porifera; Demospongiae; Haplosclerida; Niphatidae
Product: adhesion G protein-coupled receptor L2-like
Exons: 10
Coding region: 22-1044 (340 amino acids)
Biological process (GO): cell surface receptor signaling pathway; G protein-coupled receptor signaling pathway
Cellular component (GO): plasma membrane
Molecular function (GO): G protein-coupled receptor activity
Source: RefSeq, a predicted model, not a curated record
ACAAUAUUAACAUACUCUUGUAUGAAAAAGCUGCACAGUAUGAGAAACUACACACACAUAAUGCUCUGCAGCAACUUGUUUAUAGCUCAGUUAAGUUUUCUGAUCGGUGUACAGAGGACUGAAAACAAGGUUGCCUGUUCAGUUAUUGCUGUUGUACUCCAGUACAUGUUUCUAGUCACAUUCAUGUGGAUGCUAAUGGAAGGAGUGGUUCUAUAUAUAACGUUAGUCAAGAUAUUCAUUUCUCGUACAAAACGUUAUGGAGUAUUAUUUACUAUUCUAAGUUAUGGUAUUCCAGGAGUUUAUAUGAUGAUAGUUGUUCCUAUUGGAUAUCUAGUUGAUACUGGUAAUGAUCAACCUAAUCACUACUUGUAUUAUGAUAAUGAAGAACUGGUUGCUUGCUGGUUGAGUUAUGAAACUGGAUUCAUAUGGACAUUCAUUGCACCUGUCAUACUCAUCAUUCUGAUAAAUACUUACUAUUUGUUUGUUGCCUUUUGCAUAAUGAAGAAACACUGGAGGAAACUGAUUUUCAAUACUCAAGUUGAUGAUGUCAGAUAUUGGUUGAAAUCAUCAUUAUCACUGACUGUUGUGAUGGGCAUAGCAUGGCUUGGUAAUGUCCUCUUCUUUAGGAAAGAGCUUCUCUUCAUUGCAUACAUCAUGACAGUCUUCAUUGCUGCUCAAGGAAUUAUUAUAUUUAUACUUUAUGUUCCACUUUCUUCUCAUGUAAGAGCUGCAUACUUGAAGUCUUGGAAUGACAAGAGAGCUAAUACUGGCUAUUUCAGUGCAAUGCUUCUUAAAAGAGCAUCACUGCCUUCAAGUCGCACUCGCAGUAUUAAGAAUAUAUCAGAAUCAGCUACUAGUAAAAGCAGUGAAACUCCAACCAGCAGUGUUUUUGUGGGUAACAGCCUUUCUGUAGGCCCUCCUAAUGACCCAAAUAAGAUAUUAGAGCAAGAGUUGGACAGUAUGGUCAUUCCUCCUUUACCUUGUGAUUAUAUCACCAGUGAGAUUGACAGGUCUUUUGUUUUUGUAAACGAGGCAAGCAUUUAGAAGGAAAUAUCAGACGAAUGAAAACUAUCAAUUUAAUGUAUUAAAAAAUUAAGCAGUGUUUGUCAUGUAUCUUGUGAUGUGAAUGUUUUAAUUAGCAGCUAAUGCUGCUAGCAACAUUUUUAAACUAACUGA